AUAUUUUUAUUUGCUAAAAAGAUCUAUCAUUUGAGCUAAGCAGAGAGUGUGGAUCUUUAGCCGGAGUAUCUCCCGUUGGAAAUCGGUUUAGGAGAUGGAGAGGAGGGCAGAGGACGUUGAAGAAACAGCCGCCGAACCUUCUGGUGAAGCCAUAAGAUCGAGGCUCAGUAACAGAGCAGACCCUUUCCUUGUUGUUUGCAGGUGUUUCAGCUUCGUUACGUCUCUCGUCGCUGUUCUCUGCGUUGUUGUUAAUGUUCUCGCUGCUGUUCGCUCCUUCCGCGACAGCCACGAUAUAUUCGAUGGAAUAUUCAGGUGUUAUGCUGUGUUGAUCGCUUGUUUUGUGGUUCUUGCCGAGACAGAAUGGGGAUUUAUCCUUAAAUUCUCCAAGGUUCUUGAGUACUGGGCUGGCAGAGGAAUGCUUCAGAUUUUUGUGGCUGUGAUGACAAGAGCUUUCCCUGACUAUAUGACUCAAAAGAAGGAUCUCUUGCUUCUACAGAACAUCGCUAGCUACAUGCUCCUCUCUUGUGGUCUUGUCUAUUUCAUAUCGGGGAUUCUAUGCAUUGGUUUUCUGAAACGUGCUCGACAGAAGAAGGAAAUCUCAAAAGAACAAGCUGUCAAGGAUCUUCAGGAGAUAGACCGACGCAGGGAAGAACUGGAACAGUUGCUCCUGGAGCAUCGGAGUAGAGACGAUGUGUGAAUGUCAUGUCAUCAUCACAAUUGUAUUCAAUUUACCAAAAUUACUAGUAUUCAAACUCUGCUGGGAUUGAGGAUUUAAGAUGUUUGUAUGUGAAAAAAAAAAAUCUAGGCUUGAGUUCUUUAAUUGCUCAUUCAUUGAGUUGUGGUGAACUUAUAUCUGUCAUAUUGAAGAGUGGAUUUUAUAAAUUUGAUCACAA
Molecule: messenger RNA, 893 nt
Organism: Raphanus sativus (radish)
Lineage: Eukaryota; Viridiplantae; Streptophyta; Magnoliopsida; Brassicales; Brassicaceae
Exons: 5
Coding region: 95-697 (200 amino acids)
Source: RefSeq, a predicted model, not a curated record